GUAAACCAUUGUAACUGAUUCUGGUAUCUAACACCCUGCAUCCAUAUGGGCGCCACAUGGUCCAAUCAGGUCACUGUCCCAAUUAUAGUUGAUUCCCAGUCAUGCCUCCCCAGGUGCAGGCUGAACAUCCUUGACUUCCAAGGGAAAAUAUGUUGUUAUGGCUAUACAUCCCAUACUGUCUCCCCUCCACCCCACCCCACUCCUGAUCCACCGCUGUGGCAGCCCUGAAGAUUCCAAGUUAAAGAUGGCUCCAGGGCUGACACUACGCUUUCCAGCUGAUAAGCUCAGCAUCUUUAACCACUGAGCCAUCGUGCCCCCCCAUUUCUUUUUUAGCGACCAUAAAUGGAACCAACAACUUGGUUGUUAAACAAACUGGUUACUAAGUAAAAUUGCAACUAUGCUUCAGCUUUCCUUUGCUUUGCACAUAUGCAAAGGUUGUAAAUACAAGGAUUGCUUAUAAAGUUACUUUUUCUUCACUGCCAUAAUUGCAAAUGGUCGAGGCAGUCGCUAAAUGAGGACUACCGCACCUACCAGUUAAACUCCAUCUAUCUUGCAGUAACUCUGAAGCUGAACUACCUGCUCUGUAGAAGCAAGCAGAAAAGUUAAUUUCCAGAAUUGUUUUUCUGAUUAGGAUUUUAGUCAUUCUAUACUUCACCAUUUCAUGAUGCCAUCUCAGAGUAGCUUACAGUAUGAAUAAUAAAAAGGAAAAUAGAAAGUUUUUUAAAGAAAAAAAAACACUACAAACAAAUAUAAGGUUCACCCAUGCAAAAUUCAAUAGAUCCAAAUGUUUAAACAGAAUGCUAUAAAAACCAUUAGUACCUCAGGUGUUUGAUUCUAUUUUGCAGAACAAUUUGUGUUAUAUUCAAUUUAUUUCCCUCCUAAAACUGUUUCUCUUUAGGACCAGUGAGAACUCUAGUUUGUGGUCAAGUUAACUUCCUUUUUUCUAGCCAUUUGUUCUUCAAACUCACUUGUGGGUAGGUGUGGAUGAAGAAAACAAGAAACCAUGAUCAAAGUCAUUUCCUGCUCUUAUCUCUGCCACGCUGAACUAAGAGAUCAAAUGACUUUUAAUGGCACUUGCAGAGAGGACAUAGGUGAGCAUUAGCCCCACCCUCUUCAUCUAGGAAAUUACUGCUUUUGCAUCAAAAGCAAAGCAAAACUGUCCUAGUGAAAAAUCUAAGGGGGAAAACCUGAUGAAUUUGGCACCAAAGUUUCAGAGCCAGUCGGCCACCAAACUCCACAUUGCCAGCAUCCUUACCUCUUCCCGCCUGGAUCAGCCCCCGGACUGGCAGGGCGUCCUUUUCAAGAAAAAUAACCGCACCGCUUCCUAUCAGCACUGCUGGUGUGAGCUCAGAGGAAAUCUUCUUAUCUGCAGGGAACAGCCUGGAGACCGGGGUCCUUGUCACCUCAUUGUGUUAGAAGGCUGUAGGGUGGAAUUGCAGGAAUCCACCACGGAACCUCAUACUUUUAAAAUCUGCUACCCCGAUGACUUGCCUGACCAGUCCUAUAAGAUGGCAGCUGAGGAUCAAGAGACCAUGGAAAACUGGAUGCGAGUUCUGAGCAUGGCGGGAUUCGAGAACCUCAGAGCGUUGGUUACCGAGUUAGAAAGCCAAUUUCACCAGUUGAAGAGCCAACAGUACUCUAAGGAAGAAGCAAGCUGCAAGGCAACAGAAAGAAGAUUCUCCGACAUGGAUUUCGCUUGCCUCCAUCAGGAAUUUGGGAAGGAUGUCAAUGAGGCUAGGAAAAAGUGGCAGGAGGGAAAGAGGAAGCAUGUCCCAGCACGGGAGAAUUUGAUGCAUUUUAUAUAGGACAACCAGCAAUCUCCAAACAUUUGGCUGUGACCGAAUUUGGAGGCAGCCAAUUUCAGUUUCAGUGGAGUCAGUGUCAGUGAAAAAGAUAAUUCUUGUUUCAAAAUAUUGGUUCUUCUUUAAACACUUUUAAUAAAUGCAUCUUCGGAAAAAGUUGGGAGCCGGGUUUGUUUGUUUGACUGAAAUGCAGCAGCGUUCAAGAAGAACGAGAUCUCUUCUUAGGAAAGGGACAUUUGUGGGUUUCUUAUUGUGGGUUUUAUUUACACCAGUGUCUAGUGAACGAAAUCAGAACGAAUCCAGAACAAAAGAGUGGUUCCCCGCCAGGAUCUUUUCCAACAAGGGUCAAAAUACUGAUUUCCAGUGAGGCAGGAGGGGGAUCCACAUAUAUUGCAGCCUGAUCUAUACUAGACCGCAGGGGCCUAUUACUAACAAAAAUGACCACAGCAUCAGCCCUGAAGCCAUUUUGGGAGCAUCUUCAGGGCUGCCACAGCCAGGCAUGUUGAAGCUGUGGGGAUGUGGGCGGGGGGAGGUAAGAGAAAGCUGAGGGGGAAGUGUAGUCAAAAUAACAUUCUUCCCUGUGGGAGCCAAGGACACUGUACCAGGUGUUGGAAGGGCGUGAACAAGAGCCAGCCGGAGCUGGGACUCUGACCUGAUGGAACUAUGGGAUAGACUUGUGACCUGGGGGCAAGAACAUGGGGUUUUGAUUUGGGUGGGGAAAACUCCCGGUCCUUCAGAGUUGAAUCUUCACCAGCUGUGCCAAUAUGAUAUUCCUAAUAAAUUUACACUGAGGAAAUUUUAGGCCUCAAGAGUUAUGAUUGCUUUGAGUCUGUUACUGGGAAACCUGAUACAUAGAUUCCUAAAUGUAUGCUUAGAAUAAAGCAUGGAAUCCAGUCUUGAAAAAAAGGCUACCUAUACUGUUUUUUGUUAUCUGAUACUAUCCAGACAGCUGGGGCUACAACUGACAACUUCUAGCCAGGAUAGCCACCAGGGUGCAGAGAUGCUAAUUAAACAUGUAUUAGCGAUAGCGAUAGCACGUAAGACUUAUAUACCACCCCAUAGUGCUUUUACAACAUUCUCUGAUUGGUUUACAAAUGUCA
This is a messenger RNA of Thamnophis elegans (Western terrestrial garter snake), 2902 nucleotides long. RefSeq names its product sesquipedalian-1-like. Gene Ontology annotation, biological process: receptor recycling; endosome organization; retrograde transport, endosome to Golgi. Gene Ontology annotation, cellular component: early endosome; trans-Golgi network; recycling endosome. The coding region runs from base 1191 to 1805 and encodes 204 amino acids. The transcript has 2 exons. The record is from RefSeq and is a predicted model, not a curated record. Lineage: Eukaryota; Metazoa; Chordata; Lepidosauria; Squamata; Natricidae.